CACCAUGAAGGCCAUUGUCUUCCUCGCCCUCGCCUCCGCCGUCGUGGCCCGCCCUCAGUACGGCUACAGUCCCGCCCCUGCGUACAGGCCCACGCCCACUUAUGCUCCGGCUCCUGCGUACAGGCCGGCUCCCUCGUAUCAGGUUCCAGCUCAGUACAACUUCGACUGGGCUGUUGUUGACGACUAUUCCGGUAAUAACUACGGCCACCAGGAGUCCCGCGACGGCUACAACACACAGGGAUCCUACUACGUGCAGCUCCCCGACGGUCGCCUGCAGAAGGUCACCUACUACGUGGACGGCGACUCAGGCUACGUGGCUGAGGUCACCUACGAGGGACAGGCUCAGUACCCGGCCUAUCAGCCGGCACCUUCUUACAGACCUGCUCCGACCUACACACCUGCACCCGUGUAUGGAUAAUAUUUUUUCCUCGGAUGUGCAAUAGAUAUGGAUAUAUAUAUUUUAUAAAUAGAUUACAAACUUGAUA
Penaeus chinensis is the source of this 485-nucleotide messenger RNA. Its product is annotated as cuticle protein 7-like. The coding region runs from base 5 to 418 and encodes 137 amino acids. Gene Ontology annotation, cellular component: extracellular matrix. The record is from RefSeq and is a predicted model, not a curated record. The transcript is spliced from 3 exons. NCBI's taxonomy places the organism in Eukaryota, Metazoa, Arthropoda, Malacostraca, Decapoda, Penaeidae.